AAAUGGUCACCAUGGCAACUACGCCCUACACCCUAGAAACUCACUCAAAAAUACUGUUUAAACUACGAAAAGUUAGCCCUAUCCUAACUAUAUUUUCUUUUCUUUUCUUCUUGCCUGGCUGACACUAUUGGCCUGUGGGUUUUGGAGCCACUCCCCUCACAAACCUCCGUCUGUGCCGGAGUGAUGCGGCAGCCCGGUGGGUGAAAGGCAGACUGCCAAGUAGCCUGGACUUGUCCGUGAGCUGAGGCUUGAAGAGGACGACCGUGAGGGGGAGAAGAACGACUCGGAGUCCCGGAGUGGAAAAGCGGCACAGAGAUCGUCUGUCUGGGGAUACCUUGGUGUACAUGAGGACCGAUAAGCACACAAGGGUCUCAGCAUGCACCGAAUAACGGGGAAAGGAGGGGACAGUUUAAUUGAGAUGAGCCCAGCGGAGUCUUUCAACGAUGAUCUAAACGGCUACCACCAGCAUGCCUCAUCCAGCUCAGGAUCCCUCCAGCAGGGACAAUCCGAGUUUCCUUUAACGCCUGAAGUGUGUGUAGAGACCUGUGAGUCUCUCAACACCAGCCAGACCUCCCUGGCUCCCUCUGAUCACAGUGACAGUCCACAGCGUGAAGCUCAGACUUUAGAGCAAAUCAAUUCUUUGACUGGGCUGUCGAGAAAGCGGGCACUAUUCCUGAAGUUUCGUUCCAGGAUUGACAGACAACAACAAAGUAAAGACUCUGUGUUCUUCCGUGAUGGACUGCGCAGGAUUGAUUUUGUCCUGUCCUAUGUUGACGACAAAGAUGAGAAAAAACAGGAGAGGAGGAAAGUAUACGAGGCCAAUCUCGAGAAAGUCGGCCUGCAGCUGGAGGUUGAAGAUAAAUCAGAGUCAGAAGAUGGAAAGACUUAUUUUGUGAAGAUCCACGCUCCAUGGGAAGUGUUGGCCACCUACGCAGACGUGUUGAAAAUCAAGGUCCCAUUCAAGGUCAACGACAUCCCAGACAACACCGAGAUGCCCAUGAACUGGAUGUCCACUCCUUUUCGUCUGCCGGACCACAUCAUGCACCCUGAGCCAGACUUUUUCACAGCUCCCUUCAACAAGAGCAAGUCUGACUUCUUCCUCAUCGAUGACAGAGAGACGUUCUUCCCCCCUUCUACUCGCAACAGGAUAGUCUACUACAUCCUGUCCCGCUGUUCAUACUUCAGGGAUGAAUGUGGAGACAAAGACAAGAAGGGAAUCAAGCGGUUACUCAACAACGGCACCUACACUUCAGCCUUCCCACUGCAUGAUUCUAGAUACUGGACAAGAGCGAAGGAUGCUAAUUGCGAAAGUGAGAGAUACAAUCUCUACAAACACUGGGCCAGAUUCUUCUGUUUCUUCAAGGAACAGCCCCUCAAUCUUGUAAGGAAGUAUUACGGGGAGAAGAUUGGUAUUUAUUUUGCGUGGCUGGGCUUCUACACAGAGAUGCUGUUGUUUGCUGCAAUAGUAGGGACAAUUUGUUUCGUCUACGGAGUUCUCACCUAUGAUGACAACGAGUGGAGUAAAGAAAUCUGUAGUGAGGAAAUCGGAGGCAAUAUUAUCAUGUGCCCGCUUUGUGACAAGAAAUGUGGCUACUGGAAACUGAACACAACGUGCAACUCCUCAUGGCAAUCACACCUGUUUGACAAUGUGGGAACGGUAUUUUUUGCCAUAUUUAUGGGGAUUUGGGUGACGCUGUUUCUGGAGUUCUGGAAGAGGCGGCAGGCUCGUCUCGAGUACGAGUGGGAUCUGGUUGACUUCGAGGAGGAGCAACAGCAGCUGCAGCUUCGGCCGGAGUAUGAGACCAAGUGCAGCAACCGCAAGAUGAACCGCAUCACUCAGGAAAUGGAGCCAUACUUACCCGUAACAAGCAAGUGUGCACGCACAUGUCUGUCUGGAGCCACAGUCCUGUUCUGGAUCUCAUUGAUCAUUGCCUGCAUCAUUGGGGUGAUAGCGUACCGCCUGGCGGUAUACGCAGCCUUCGCCAGCAUCAUGAAGGACAGUCCCACCGCCCAGCUGCAGGUGGUUGGCCCCCUUAUCACACCACAACUGGCCACCUCUGUCACCGCCUCCUGCAUCAACUUUGUCAUCAUCAUGAUUCUCAACCUCAUGUAUGAGAGAGUGGCUGUUUGGAUCACUGACAUGGAAAUUCCCAAGACCCACCUGGAGUAUGAAAACAAACUAACAGUGAAGAUGUUCCUCUUCCAGUUUGUCAACUACUACUCCUCCUGCUUCUAUGUGGCUUUCUUUAAGGGAAAGUUUGUUGGCUAUCCUGGAAAGUAUGCUUACAUGUUUGGAAGCGAACUGAGGAAUGAAGAGUGUGACCCUGGUGGCUGUUUGAUUGAGUUGACCACCCAGCUGGUGAUAGUGAUGACCGGUAAACAGGUGUGGGGCAACAUCCAGGAAGCUCUGGUGCCGUGGCUGAUGAACUGGUGGGGCAGCAGGAAAGCAAGAAGCCACCCAGAGAGUCUGUACAGCCGCUGGGAGCAGGACCACGACCUGCAGGGCUUUGGGCAGCUGGGCCUCUUCUAUGAGUACCUGGAAAUGGUGAUCCAGUUUGGUUUCAUCACACUGUUUGUCGCCUCCUUCCCUCUGGCUCCCCUGAUGGCCCUAAUAAACAAUAUUAUCGAGGUUAGGGUGGACGCCUGGAAGCUCACCACUCAAUUCAGACGUCCUGUGGCAGCAAAGGCCCACAGUAUUGGAGCCUGGCAAGAAAUCCUCAAUGGGAUGGCCGUACUCUCUGUUGUCACAAACGCAUUCAUUGUGGCCUUCACCUCUGAUAUGAUCCCUCGACUCGUGUACAUGUACGCCUACCAGCCAGACGGUCAGAUGAAUAUGAAGGGCUACAUAAACAACAGCCUGUCGGUGUUUAACAUCUCUGCGUUCCCACUGGACAACAAGCCUGACGACGAUGAGAACCCAUUCUGGUUCAACAGCUCCAUCCACACUACCUGCAGGUAUCGUGAUUACCGAUACCCUCCUGGCCAUGAGAUGCAGUACAAACACACUAUGCAGUUCUGGCAUAUUCUGGCUGCCAAGUUGGCUUUCAUCAUUAUCAUGGAGCAUGUUGUGUUCUUCGUGAAGUUCUUUGUGGCUUGGAUGAUUCCUGAUGUUCCUUCUGACGUGAGGGCCCGAGUAAAGAGAGAGCGCUACCUAGUCCAAGAGUAUCUCCACAACUAUGAAGUGGAGAAGCUGAAGAUCCAACUCAGCCAAAACACCCACGAUGAGUGUACCUGUGCCCCCAUGAUCUAUCCGUCUUUACCCAGACAUGAAGUGCUGUCAGAGUGUCUCUAGCCCCGCGAGCAGCUGGUCAAUCAGCUGGACAUGAUGUGGAGGAUGUGGUGAUGUAGAUUGCCCCGCUAGCGUAUUACAAUACUGACCAUCACUUUGGUGUAGUGUCUGUGUUAUUUCUGCAGUACACACACACACGCAUAACUUUUAUUAAAGAGCUAGAGGGUCCCACAAUUUGCAGCCGUCCCUCUUCUGCUUACCUGCUGAUAGAGGACGCGUACACAGAUGAAAGACCAAUUCUCCAUGCAUGCUGAAACUUGAGGCCUCUGUCUCCUGUUUAUGGCUUUUCAUUCUCUAUGUUAUAAUAAUCAUAGUGCUGAGGAAAAUCAGGAUUUGCUGUAAGGAAAGAAAGAAGGAAAUCUCAUACACUGUGUCUAAGAAAGGCAACUGACUUGUUUCAAUAUUAUUUAUUUAAGUGCCACUACAAGUAACCAAAGAUUGAAUGCCUUAAUAUAUCACAAACUUAUUAUUGGUUCUAUCUGUCAGGAGAUUAACAAUUAUUAUUGGAAACUGACAGCUUGCUUAUUAUGGGAUUUAAAGAUGUCCCUUGUUUGUAUGUACAGCUGUAUGAAGGGUUCCAGUGUCACGUAGUGACAUAUACUUGAUAUAUACUUUUUUUUGUUUUAACAGUUACUGAAAAAAAAUUGAGCAUUGUUUAUUUGACAGCGUUGAGGUCACAGCACAGAUGUAACACAAUUUUACCAAAUGAUUUUCUCCCCUUUAAUCUCGUAACAGCCCGACACUUUCUCCAGGCCAAAAUGUGACAUGUGAAGUAGCUUUUUUAUGAAGACAAAUCUGUGCUGCGGUUACUACUGUGAGUAUAGGGCAGAUUCUGUCCUCCUAUGGCCAGUUUUCCAAGCAGCAGCAGCAGCAGCUGGUGCAUGUUGACUGUUGACAGUGAGUCCUGUUCCUGGAGAUGAGAAGUGAAACGCUCUGAGAGAGUGAAGAGAUCCCUUUUUAAUGUGCCUCUGUUUACCAACAUGUCCAAGCUAAUGAAAGCCUGCCCCUACCUACUGAACUAUGUUUGCUCCAUUACACAAAGCGCAUCAGCCAUCGCCUAGUUCAUGUGCUUCUGGUUUCCUCAGCUGUGUCCGUAUAGAGAAGGAAAGAUACACAUUCUUCUUUUUUUAUUUUAACUUUGCACAAAGCACUUAAUGAAACGUGACUACCAAAACAUGAGCAUGUCAGCCUAAUUGUUGUCACGACACAACGUGUUCAUAAUCAGUGUUUUGAAGCAGCAAUGUGUGACGAUAACGAGGAGAGCAAAGUCAGUUUAAUUUAAAUAUAUGAAGGAUAUUUCAAAUUUAUUAGGCUGCCUAUAUAGAUUCUUGAAGUAUUUGAAGUUUAGGUAAUAUAGCUUGCUGUGCUACAAACUCAGGCAACUAAAUCUGUGUUCGUUUGAGACGCAUGUACAUGUGACCACUUAGCCAAGAGCAAUGUUGGACUGUUCCACUCUAGCUUUAAACUAAUGCUCGGUGACGCCUUAAUACAUCUAAUAUUUAGUUUUCUCUUGUAUUCCCUUGUUAAACUAAUAUAUUCCCCUGUAAACUCACUCUUUUUGUCUUCUUUUGUUAUGCUUUAGUAAUAGUAUUUUAUUUUAUACCGUCGCCAUGCUUGGGAAAAAAACGAUGAACCUGUUUACUGAAUGCUUUAAGUUACAAUUUCAUGUUCUCAUUCAUCUGUUUCUCUACUUUUUUUUUUGUAAUUGUCCUGUAUCCAAAUGUGUGUUGUAAACACAGAGAAAUCUCCAAAAUAAAAGUAUCAGUUCAACUUG
Molecule: messenger RNA, 5063 nt
Organism: Larimichthys crocea (large yellow croaker)
Lineage: Eukaryota; Metazoa; Chordata; Actinopteri; Sciaenidae
Gene: ano5a
Product: anoctamin 5a
Exons: 23
Coding region: 377-3292 (971 amino acids)
Biological process (GO): chloride transmembrane transport
Cellular component (GO): plasma membrane
Molecular function (GO): chloride channel activity; protein dimerization activity
Source: RefSeq, a predicted model, not a curated record